This is a messenger RNA of Klebsormidium nitens, 1022 nucleotides long. Lineage: Eukaryota; Viridiplantae; Streptophyta; Klebsormidiophyceae; Klebsormidiales; Klebsormidiaceae. The record is from the annotation of a GenBank genome assembly.
AUGAUUCAGGAUCGGCAAUCUACUCGAAGCAAGGUGAACAAAGACCUGUGCGCGCCGCCUCAUUCCGGUCAAUCAAUUCGUGCAGCAGAAAAGUCUCUAAAGAAGAUGUCGUCCACUUACAGCGAAGAUGAAGUCAAGAAAAUGACGGUGGUGCAGCUGAUGUCAUACCUGACAGACAGAAAGGUUACCCUCCCAGCCACGCGCGCACUGAAGCAGACGUACGUUGACCUGGCGCUUGAGGAGAUCAGGAAGGAGCGGGCGGGGAUCAAGCCGCCCCCAGAGCCGAAAGCUGCCUCGAGAAUGCAGUCACCCAAGAAGACGCCAGCCAAGAGUGCAAAGUCCGAGACUCCCGCAGAGCCCCCCUUGGCAGACGAUUCCGGGCCAGUCGAGCCCACUCAAGCAGCCAACGGCGAGGAGCCCCCCGUCGUCUUGCUGCCGCUGCCGACCCCCCCACCAUCUGCGCUCCAACUGCUCGGCAAGGGUUUAGUGUUUGCAAUCGGGAUCGCAAUCAUCGCCAUAGCAAUGGCCUACCUUUUCCGGUUUGUAUAUGACCAGCCGGAGCCGGAACCGGCAACGUACUGGGAUAUCGCUCACUCGAAGAUUCUGGAGAUCCUGCACGUGAUAGAGGAGCGAUAUAUCAAGCCGGCCUUCAAGUCGCUAGGGCUGAAAUCUGCCAGCUGACCCGGAAGUUCUCCAAUAUACUGAAAAGGUGAUUGUUUGACGAAGCUGUCGAUUAAGUAGGAGCGGCAGCUAAUGAAGACUCACAAACGUGUAUCUUGGAUCUGGCGGGGGAGGAUCCUGUACAAAAACAGCCCCGCAUAGGAACGACAGACUGCCCAUGCCAGCAACGGCCUGGUAGUAUGGCCCGAUUGGUGGACUCAGAAGUCGUUUUGAUCGAGACCUCCCGUACGUUUCUGAUUGCCCGUUGUGCUGCGAGAACUCUACGAUAUGCAUGCAAGCCCUCUCAAAGUGCUGCAGUGAGUCCGGAACCCAACAAAAACCAACACUUAUUUGUUUCUGAU